Messenger RNA from Schistosoma margrebowiei, 1339 nucleotides. The record is from the annotation of a GenBank genome assembly. NCBI's taxonomy places the organism in Eukaryota, Metazoa, Platyhelminthes, Trematoda, Strigeidida, Schistosomatidae.
AAUCAGACAGUAGACAAAGAGUUCUCGGUUUUAAAGCACUUUUUCAAAAUUUGAAAGCUAUGCGGGUGAGUUGUUUGCAGUGCAGGUCGGGAGAUUUGGUUGCUGUCUAUGUUCACUUUUACUUAAGUGAAUUAUUUCUUUCAGAAUAAUAAUAGACAGCUCGAUAAAAUUGCGAAAAGGCGGGCAGCAGACACGAAAUACCCUAGGUUGUUUGGCUGUUCCCGAUCAACCUAUUACAGAAGGUUGAGGAAAAUAAAAGCACAGUUUAUAAAGAAGUGUCAGUUACCGAGCUGUGACGAAGAGACAGACAAUCCAGUUGUCACAGAAUCGCGUACUACCGUAGCUACAGAGCAGUGGGCUAAUAUUGUCACAGAUACAGCUACUACUUCAUGUAGUCACGUCCAGUGUUCAGACAACACAAUCAACGAAAUGUCCCCAGCCAUUCAUCUUUCGGUGAAAGACGAGUUAGACAAAAUGGUCAUUGAAAUGAUGAAAGGUGGUUAUAUAAGCAUAAAGAAGGCUGAUCAAAUACUGGACAUUUUUGCCCCGAUGGAAUUUCCAGUUGUCAACAUUUCAACAGGAACGUUUUCUCCGAUUGCGAGUUCAUCGAAAGCUGACGUAUCAUCACCACUUCCACGUACGUCGACGGAAGUUGAUAAACCUUUGUGCGAUGAUACAAACAAAAUGUUAAGAACGCUCCUGAAAUCGGUCAGUGAGCUGUCUACGAAAAUAGACAAAAUCCUAUUUUUGUGUGAACGCUUAGCCAUGAGUGUAAUCGACAGGCGUACAGAGGAAAUGGAUAGUGAUACUAUACAUUUCCCAUUAAGAACGCAUGAGGAGUUGCGUUCUUUAGAGGCAGCUUUAGAAAACCAAAAAUACCGAGAUCAUUUCGUGGCAAGGUUAUGCAACCUAAUGUGUGAGAAUACUCGGAAAUCAGCUAAAGCUUGUCUUCAAUACCUCCUGUCGCCAGAACUCGCGAACACUUACACUUUGCACGGAACCAGAAGUAAAUUUGGUAUUAGUAAGUACAAAUUUUACUCGACGGUUCAAAGUGCUUUGUGUUCACAUUUCCGAAGUGCAAGCUGCCCGGAGAAGGAAAUUAUACACGCCAUGGCUGCAGCAAGCCAAGCCUUCUUGCAUGACGCAAGAGAUAAAGUACAUAAACGUGGAUGGCGAUCCAAAGAAAGGCUGGCUUCGCAGGCUUUAUCAGACGUUACUAACAUUAUCAAUGACACUUCUACGUCUACGUAAGGUGUUGCUGUUACAACGCAAUGAGAAACUUUGUAUAAAUGAUUCAUCUGUAAUUUUAUCAACUGUAAUAAACAUUUAUGUAUUUCAU